This is a messenger RNA of Gadus morhua (Atlantic cod), 3787 nucleotides long. It is a transcript of the gene rcor2, whose product is annotated as REST corepressor 2. The transcript has 14 exons. Gene Ontology annotation, biological process: regulation of transcription by RNA polymerase II; negative regulation of DNA-templated transcription. The record is from RefSeq and is a predicted model, not a curated record. NCBI's taxonomy places the organism in Eukaryota, Metazoa, Chordata, Actinopteri, Gadiformes, Gadidae. Gene Ontology annotation, molecular function: transcription corepressor activity. Gene Ontology annotation, cellular component: histone deacetylase complex; transcription regulator complex. The coding region runs from base 293 to 1975 and encodes 560 amino acids.
CGUGGCGGAUGUCCACUUCUUUUCGUGGGAUGUUGUCUGUCUCUCCGCCGGCGCACACACUCACGCGCGCACACACACACACACACACAGACACGCGCGGCUGCUUCCAUCCAUGCAGUUCAGCUCAUUGUACACUCAACUCGGGCCGUUGUCAUCAAUUAAGUGUGAAUUACGGCGAUUUGAGUUUCCAAGUUAUCUUCCAGCGCCUCGAGAAGGGACUAUAGCGCCGGGAUUACGGCGAGGAUAAGUUGUGGGCGAGAACAACACGACCCCCCCCAAGAGAAACGCAGCCAUGCCGUCGGUGAUGGAGCGAUCUGGGACCGGGGUCCUCUCCAGGAGCCGAGCCAAGACGGUAACCAACGGCAACAGCAUGCAGCACUCCGAGGAGGACAGCAGCGAUGAGGAGCACGCCCAUGACAGUAUGAUCCGCGUGGGGGGCGACUAUCAGGCCCAGAUCCCAGAGUUCAACCCAGACAGUCCAAACCGCUACAACGAGAAGGACAAGAGGAGCAUGCUGGUCUGGUGUCCGAACACUCACGUCACAGAUGCCAUGCUGGAUGAGUACAUACUGAUGGCUAAGGAGAAGCAUGGUUACAACAUGGAGCAGGCCCUAGGCAUGCUGCUGUGGCACAAGCAUGACGUGGAGCGCUCACUGGCCGACCUGGCCAACUUCACGCCUUUCCCCGAGGAGUGGACGGUGGAGGACAAGGUGCUGUUCGAGCAGGCCUUCAGCUUCCACGGGAAGAGCUUCCACCGCAUCCAGCAGAUGCUUCCAGACAAGCUGAUCUCCAGCCUGGUGAAGUACUACUACUGCUGGAAGAAGACACGCAGCCGGACGUCAGUGAUGGACCGGCAGGCCCGACGGCUGGUCCACAAGAGGGAGAAGGAGGACAGGCUCAGCAAUGACGAGGUGGAGGAGGCAGACCCGGGCAGCGACAGCGACUUUGAGAUCGACGCUAAGAAGGAGUCGGUGAAGCAGGCCCCUGGGGGCCCCGGGAACGCGGGCGGCAGCGGCGGCCCCGUGGCGGACAAGGCCCCGCCGGGCCGGGCCGGCCCCAUCAAGAAGGAGAGCGUGGGGGCACAGUACCGGCACCACCCACUGCGCGCGCGCCGCCGGCCCCCCAAGGGCAUGCACCUGGACCAGGGCGACAUCAUGGCGGUGUCCACCUCCAGCGACGCCGGGGUGCUGUCGGUGCGCCAGCUGGACACCCGCCUGGUGUCCCUCAAGAGACAGGUCCAGAGCAUUAAGCAGAACAACAGCAGCAUGAAGCACGGCCUCAAUGAAGGGAUAGGCACCUUCCGGCCUAGCGAGCCCGCCCCGAAGAUGAACUCUCGCUGGACCACAGAGGAACAGCUCCUGGCUGUACAGGCCAUCCGUCGCUAUGGAAAGGACUUCAUGGCGAUAGCCGAGGUGAUCGGGAACAAGACGACCUCCCAGGUGAGCUCGUUCUUCGUCAGCUCCCGGCGCCGCUUCAACCUGGACGAGGUGCUGCGGGAGUGGGCGGCCGAGCAGGUGGCCUCCAGCCGCGACCAGAGGGAGCCCCGCCCCCAGGACCCCGCGCCCCCCGGGGAGGACGAGGUGAAGCAGGAGGACUCGCCCCCGGACUCUGCGGGCGCUGGCUCCUCCCCCUCGGCCCAGACGCCCCCCUCCCUCUCCCAGCCCCCCCCGCUGCUGCGCCCGGCCCCGCCCUCCGCCCCGCCCAGCCUGCUCCGCCAGCCCCCCCCCCUCCAGACGCGGCCCGUGCAGAACCGCCCCCCCCACAACCACCCCCCGCCCCCCCUCAUCCGACCGGCCGUCAGCUCCGCCUCCCCCGGCGCCCCCCCCGCUGCCACCGCCGGGGGGGGUCAGGGGGGGCCAGGGGGCGGGGCCAGAGGCUCCUCCCCCCCGGGCUCCGCCUCCGGACCCCCGUCGGCCGCCAAUCAGACCCCCCCCUCGCUGGUGGGGAUCAAAGUGGAGCAGGCCAGCCCCCACUGAUGGAGAGACCGCCACACACACACACACACACACACACACACACACACUGUCAACCUCAAUACACACAUUGGCAACACACGCACAUUAGUUGAUAACAACCGAAAGGGACUGAGCACAUGCAUAUGAUUCAAGAACACACACACACAACACUACUGCCCCUUACUGUUUGACUGUUACUGUACUAGCAAAGGCCUACCUCCAGUCUGCACACACACACACACACAUGUAUCCGGUUACGCACUUAUACACACACAGACCCACACACACACAUCCGCACACACACUUGUGCACUUAUCCACACACAUGCACACAUAUCCACACACACACACACACACACAAAAUGGAAAAACAAGAGACUUAACGAGAACCGACUACCUGUAAAGCCCCCCCCCCCCCCCGCCUCACUGCUCUGAAGAUGCACUGGAUCGCUGUGAGAGGAACGCCAUGACAACGGACCCCUCUCCCUCCCAGGAGCUCACCUCCCCCUCCUCCUCACCCUCCCUCCCGCUGCUUGUCGCCAUGGUAACUGCUGAACAUUUCCAACAGGAAGAAGUGUGCGUGUGUGUGUGUGUGUGUGUGUGUGUGUGUGUUUUGGGGGGGGGGGAGCCCCCACAGAGAGACAGUAGAAGUUCCACCUGGCAGGUGUCAGGUUAGCAUCCCCCCCCCCCCCCCCCCCUCACACCCAACCUUCCAGGAAGAACUGGGAGAAACCAACUGGAACAAGAUAAGGGAAUGAUGAAAUGAUGUCCCCUACUCUGAUCUCACACACACACACACACACACACACACACACACACACACACACACACACACACACACUGCGGUGACCCUGUAUUAUUAUUUUUGUACUUAGAACAUGGCGAGUUCCAACAUGGCCUCCUCCCCCUCCCCCCUCCUCCUCCUCCCUCUCCCCCCCCCUCCUCCUCCCCCUCCCCCUCCUCCCUAGCUCAGCUGGAGGUCCACCUGCUCCUGCUGUGACCCCGGAGCGAGACUCCCACAAUGCACCUCCCCUGCUCCCCACUUCCUCCUCCACCCCCCCUCUCCUUGGUCUUUCGCUCUGGUUCAGCAGGUGAACCCUAGGUUAGUUUAGCGAUAGCUAGUGUGUCACUGUCCCCCCCCCCCCCCCCCCCCCCCGACCAGCGUGAGAUGAGCCCGCUGUCACCGCCGUCUAAGGCCCUGCAUAUCAUCAGCCCGCUGCUAUUUAUACCCCAGGUACGACAGCGCAGACACAACCGGCGUCCCCGGCGGGGAGACCGACCCACCGGAGGUCUCGACAAACACACGUUGGGCACGCGACGACGGGCAACGUUUUGUUUUGGAACCACGUUUAGUUCCCUUUACACUUUGGUUGUAAAAACUAGAACGGUAAUUCAAGCCCUGUUUUGUUUCGUAAGCUUUCCAAGUUCAUGUUCGUGUCGUUAAAGUUUUCCUUUCACCCUGAGCCGCGUCGGCCGGCUGGUUUGAGCGUGUUGACGUAACCCCCGGCCCGCUUCACCAGCCUUGUUUUGUGGGUUUAAGUAUCCGAUAGUAGCUCCUCCUCCCUUCUUCUACUUUGCCGGUGACACAGCGGCCAUUUUGUCCCCAUUGGACGCGUCUUCCCCGUGAGUUAGUGUGGCUUUAAACGUGGCUUUCCCGCUUUUUUUGAUCGUGCUUUUUUGAGAAGUGAUUGCUUUGUUACGUCGUUGAUUUCUUCCUUCCAGAAUGUACUUAAUGGUGUUACCGUAUGUGAGAAGGUGUUUAUAUUGUGGAAUCAUGAACUGCUUGUGUUAUUUUGUUUUUUUUAGAAUAAAGAAAUGACCAAAAAAAUUAUUA